Amoebophrya sp. A120 is the source of this 17164-nucleotide messenger RNA. NCBI's taxonomy places the organism in Eukaryota, Dinophyceae, Syndiniales, Amoebophryaceae. The record is from the annotation of a GenBank genome assembly.
GCUACUCUUCGAGGUCGACACGUUGAAAUACGCCACUCUCGCCACCGUGUCCCGCUGCGGCAUGGUGUGGUUCGCGGAGGACGUGGUGACGAGGGACAUGUUGGUGAAACACUAUGGGUGGAUUCUCAAACGUUACAUUUUCAACUUCUGCAUGAAUUUGUCAUGCAGAUUUGCCAUCAAUAUUUAUCUACAUGAUCACGCUGCUUUGCAUGACAAGUUCCCGACUCGCUAGAUAGCUUGAGAAUCUGCGCUAAAGCUGUAAUGCAAAAGGCGCACGCUUGCCCGUUUCACUUUUGGCAUUCUUGCAUCACGAAUUGAUGCAACAGUGGAGAAUGUAAGAACAGCUGAGAACGCCAUAAACACCACUUGGACGUUUUGGAAUUCGGCGAAGGGACGACCAUCAUGAACGGUUUAUCAAAUGCAAAUAUGUCUGAGUUUGGAAACUUGUAAUGCUGAUUUGUGAAUCGUGAAUUCUCUGUAAUAGUGCACAGCCACGCAUGAGGAAUAUUUGCUCUGCUUAGUCGUGUUGCGAAUUCAGCAUGACAAACACAAACUGCGUUUUGCAUGAUGAAAAAUAGGGUCUCUUCUAGGACACGCAUCACAAACUCUUCAGUCAUGACAGACAAGCAUGACAAACCUUGCAUGUGCUACUUCCAGAGGACCCAGACAUAUUUGCAAUGCAAACGGUUCCGGCGCUGGGCAAACCACCGGCGGACCACGGUCUCCGCAACAGCAGACCAGACAAAGCCGGCAGGACGCCCCGUCAGACGAGGCAACAGCCGCGGCGCCGCCGGAAUCCGCACUUCUAUGCAUUGCAAAAGUAUCGCACUCGUAUAAAUGCAUUACAAAUUUUCUCAGCAUGAGAAAUAAAUUUGUAAUGCGGAUUUACCUUAUGACUCAUAAGGUAAAUCCGCAUUACAAAUUUAUUUCUCAUGCUGAGAAAAUUUGUAAUGCAUGGGUCCAAUUACUACGAGUAGGAGUGCGAUACUUUUGCACAGGAUAACUUCCCCCAGGAGACCACGACAACGUCGCGAGUGUUAUUGAAAGGAAAAACUCCCCCUCCCCAUAUUGAAAAGGUGUGUUUCCGAAAAUUUGUGUUGCUGAUUUGAGGUCACAAAUCACAUUUGUCUUGCAAGAAGGCAAGUCCACAGGUUCCGCCGCAUUUUGCAGGGGGUUUGUCAUGCUGUUGGGCCUACAGCGCAGACGCUUUCCAUGCUAAACGCCUAGGCCAAAGCCUCGCUGCUCAGACUUGAUAUGGGCGCGCAGUCCUCUCCAGCAAGACAGACCUGAUUUCUGUACACAGAUCCAGCAUCAGACAUUCCGUUUUGAUAUGGGGAGGGGAAGUUUUUCCUUUCGAUAAGUGUUGUCCGGAAUUCCGUGGAAAAAUUUUCUUCGUCGAUCAUUGAAUUGCUGAAAGUGUGCACGACCAUGAAGCACGUGAUGGUCUAUACCGAUAUUCGGGUAAUCACGUCCUUUUUCGGAUUGCUCAAAAAAGCGGUGCAGGACGUAAAAGAUUUCAACGACCAGCACGAAGUCCCGUUGUCCGAAGCGGACGUGAGCACCUAUACCGAGAUGUACGUACCGUUUGCGCUUUGCUGGGCGUUCGGCGGGUCGAUGUACCUGUCGGAAAGAUUGAAGUUCUGCAACGAAGUGGCGCAUUACUGCGACCAUUUGGUCCACUUACCCCAAAGACUGGAUGACGAAUGCACACUACUGGACUACGAGGUGAGGUUAGACGAUAUCGGCAACUGGCACUUGUGGUCGGAGAAGGUCCCGGAGUUGGAUUUGAGUCCCGAGCAGUCCAUGGCGCCGGAGUUGGUCAUUCAAACCAUCGACACUUUACGGCACGUCGCGGCGGCGGGCGCUUGGAUCUGGGAGAAACGCCCGUUCAUUCUCUGUGGCCCGCCCGGUUCCGGCAAGUCCAUGACGCUGAUGUCGAUUUUGAAGAAGUCGGAUAUUUUCGAGCUCGUUUCGCUCAAUUUCUCCUCUGGAACGACAAGCAGCUUACUUCAAAUAUGCAAAGAACAAGGUGUUAGUACGGUUACGCAUCUGCUGUCAAUUCAGCAACACAAAUUUUCGAAAGCUUGCACUUGCAGUGCGGAGAUCAUAAGGGAAUAAAACACGUAUGCAACAAGGCUCCGACGCAUAUCCGGCAUGACAGAGCUUGUCUGUCUUGCUUGGCCUGCAACACAACACUUUUUCUUUGCAUAUCAAAACUCGCUAGAGCAGUAUUGCGAAACGGUGAAGACGCAGAAGGGGUUGGUGAUGCGCCCGUUGAGGCACGAUAAGUUUGUCAUCGUCAUGUGCGACGAAUGCAACCUGCCGCAGCAAGACAAGUACGGCACACAACGCGUCAUCAUGUACAUCCGGCAAAUGUUUGAGCAGGGGGGAUUUUACCGGUCGAGUGACAAGGCGUGGAUCAGCUUGGAACGGGUCCAGUUCCUCGGGGCGUGCAACCCCCCGACGGACCCGGGCAGGUGGCCGAUGAGCGAUCGCUUCUUGCGGCAUUGCCCAAUCUUACUCGUGGAUUACCCCGGGAAGGAAUCUUUAACGCACAUCUACGGGACUUUGAUGAAGGGGGUCAUGAAACUCUGCCCGCCGUGUCUGAACAUGGCCAUGCCGCUGGCACAGGCGAUGGUCGACUUCUGGGUCGAGUCCGCGAAGAAGUUCACGACGGAAAUGCAGCCACACUACUUGUACUCGCCGCGGGAACUGACCCGGUGGAAAAUCGCGGUCAUGGAGGCGAUUGUCGGCUCCGAGGACGACGCGUUAACGCCGUCCGAAAUGACGCGACUCUACAUCCACGAGGGUUUACGGAUUUUCUGCGACAGGUUAUGAACUGCAAAAGUCUCGUACUCGUAUACAUGCAUUACAAAUUUCGUCAGCAUCGCAAAUGAUAUCUGUCAUGCGGAUUUACCUCAAGAAAAACAUUUGUAAUGCAUGACUGCACUACGAGUGCGAUACUUUUGCACAGGAUACAGGUUGGUGAAUGCCGAUGAACGGGAGUGGACGAACCGCAAAAUCGAUUCUAUCGCGAGAAACCGACUAAACGCGUCUGAGGACGUAUGGAAGGGUCAGAAUCGAAAUUGACAAAAUCGAAAUGAUUUGUCAUGCAUAACAUAGAUUCCAGCUCGAACCCAGUUUCUAAGUGGCGCAUGACAAAUUCAGGUGGUGCCUGAAUACAGUUUGUAAUGCUGUCUAGGCAAAGAAGACUGAUUCUCUCAUGCUGCUUUAGUAGCUCGAGCUAUAACCCCAAACAGGCUUACAAUCGGCCUCACUUGCCUGCUCUGCAUCACACCUAUUUCGCGCCAUGCAUUUUAUGCAUCACAAAUUUUUCGAUUUUGUCAAUUUCGAUCCUGACAGUUCCAUAGGACGACUUGAAGCGGCCGAUCUACUUCAGUUGCUGGGGCGGAGAUCACUCGCCGAAAUCGGGGAAGCGAGCCCCGUAUCGGGAGGUGCACGAGGAGGAUUAUGGAUUGCAAAAAUGUCUGGGUCUGGAAGAAUGCAACUUGUGAUGCUAUUUUUGGAAUCUAAGAAAUCUGUAUUGCAUGAGCAGCAAGAGGCGUCCAGACUUUGCUCCGCGGAGAGGGCAUUUGUCAUGCGGGAUAGGCAUCAAGAUACCCGCAAAAAAUCUGUCAUGCUAGGUCAUGCAUUACAGGCAUCAUAGCCCAUGCGAAAUAUGCAUGACAAACCUGGAAAUCUUCCAGACCCAGACAUUUUUACAUUUGAUAAGGAUCUCCGGGUGUUGAUCAAGGAAAAAAUCCACAGUUUCUGCGAGGAGGAAUUUAUGGAAGCGUCAGGAUUGAAAUCGUCAAGGUUGAAAAAAUGACUUCUCAUGCAUAAACUCCAAGGCAUGAAGUGCCUCUCUUGCAGGGAUGGCAAGCGAGGCCGACAGUCAACCUGUUUGGGGUCUGCGAUACAGCUGCUAAAGUAGCAUGACAAAGGACGCCUUCUGUCCCUAAGCAGCAUGACAAACUGGAUUUAGACGGUGUCAAAAUUUGUCAUGCGCCGCUUGACAAUUGGGCUUCCAACUGGUAUCGAUUUUAUGCAUUGCAAGUUAUUUCAACUUUGUCGAUUUCAAACCUGACGCUUCCAUAGAAUUGGGUGUCCACUUAGUGGUGUUCGACGACGUCUUGGACCACGUGACGAGGAUAGACCGGGUUUUGAGACAGCCGUUAGGGCAUCUGUUACUAGUCGGCGUCGCGGGCGCGGGGAAGACGGUUCUGUCCAAGUUCGUGUCCCACAUGUAUGCAGUGCCAACUACCAUGUCUGGGUUUGGGAAAUUGCGAGAUUUCUCAUGUUAGUCUGGCAUGACUCUAAACUCUGUAUUGCGUGCCCGCGAAGAGGUCCUCUUGUCUGUCAUGCAAAAACGCGGCUGCUCAUGCGGAGUACGCAACUCUGUAAUGCUUGCCAGCGCAAAACUUGUAAUGCUUGCCAGCGCACGGAAAAACUUGUAAUGCUUGCCAGCGCAUUAGAGUGCGCUCACCAUUCGUCCCUUCCUUGCAUCACAAGUUUCCAGACCCAGACACUUUUGCAACGCAUAACAUGAACGGGCUGACGAUUUUCCAAAUCAAGUGCGGCAAGGGGUACAACGUGUUAAAUUUCGAAGACGAUUUAUGCAAGAGAAAAACUGCGUAAGUGUAAAUUUGUAUUGCAGAGGAUGCAAAAGAACACCUAUACUUGUCAUGCUGGACAUGCAUCAGAGGCUCUCUUCGAGCGUGUUUCCACGUACGAGCUACGCAUGAGAGGUUUUCUCUGUCAUGCAGAGCAAAUUCGUGAUGCUGUUCCUCCAAGAAAGUUACACUUACGCACUUUUCUUCCUGCAUACGAUUUGCGAAACGUGAUGACCCGAGCGGGGGCGCACGACGAAAAAAUCGCUUUCAUCUUCGACGAGUCCAACGCCUUGGGACCGGCGUUUCUGGAAAGGAUGAAUGCCUUGCUGGCAUCUGGGGAAGUCCCCGGGCUGUUCGAGGGCGACUACUACAAGGAUUUGAUCAACGAGUGCAAGCAAGGCACGAUGAAGGACCAAAUCCAGAUGAUGGACGAAGCGGAGAUUUUCAGCAAGUUUACGAAGUCGGUUUGCCGAAACCUCCACAUCGUUUUCACGAUGAACCCCGCGAAUCCAGAUUUCUACAACCGCGGCGCCUCGAGUCCCGCACUGUAUCUUAAGAAAAAACUGUUUCACUGUAAGGAUUUUGCAAGUUUUGCAUCACAAGUUUUCUCUACAUCACAAAGGAGGUUUGCCAUGCGAGCCACCCGAGGAAAAACACGACUGAGAAUGCAUUGUCUUGCAUGUGUAGCAAGACAAACACGUCUGCGAUACACUUUCUGCAUUACAAAAACAGAUUUUUCUUGCGAUACACUGUUCAACCGCUGUAUCAUCGACUGGUUCGGCGACUGGUCCCGGGACGCGCUGUGUCAGGUCGCGUUUGAGUUCACGGACCAGAUUGCGCGGGAACUCACUUAUCCUGAGUAAAAACGUCCCCACCCAAUCUGCUACACAAAUCCCUAAGCUUUGGCUGUCGCGCAUGACAAAUUUGGGCUCGAAGCUUAGUCGUGUUUAGCUAGUGCAGCAGCGUCACAAAUCCGGUCUGUCAUGCUGAUUCGAACAUGACAAGUCUGAAGUCACCACCUCCAGAAAACCAACGCCUCUCAUGGGUCUCCGCAUGAGAAACAUUUUAAGCAUGCAGAUUUGCAUUACAACUCUGGGGUGGGGAAGUUUUUACACAGGAUAGCACCCCCGAUUGCUUCACGAAACUGGCGAAGGACCAGAAGCAAGACCUGCAGUGGCUGCACAUCGUCUUGGCCGAGUCGAUUGUCGGGAUGCACGAGAUCAUUGAAGACACGCACGAAUCGGCGAAAAAAGCGGCGAAGAAAUACAAUUACAUCGCACCCCGGGACUUUUUGGAUUUUAUUCACCACUUCGUGAAGACCCACGAGAAGAAGUCACAGGAAAUCAAAGGUAGCAAAGCGCACAUUUCCGGGGGGCUUGAGAAAUUGGAGGAAACCGGGAAACAGGUGUUAAAUCUGAAAAAGGGCCUGGAAAUCAAGAACAAGGAGCUUCAGGCGAAGAACGCGGAAGCGGAAGAGAAGAUGAAAGAAAUGGUGAAGGGGCAGGCGGACGCGGAAGCGAAAAAGCAGGAGACAGCAAGACUUUCCGAGGCCCUGAAGGUGAAGCAGGACCAGAUUGCGAAACGGAAAAAAGCGGUGGAAACGGAACUGAGCGACGUCGAGCCGGUUUUAGCGGCGGCCAAGGAGGCGUAUCCUAUGUAAAAACGUCCCCACCCCAUAGUCAAGAUGCGGAAUCGGCUAGACAAAUCCACAAGCUUUGGCUGUUUUGCAUGACAAGUUUGGACUUGUAGCGUAGUGCUGUUUGAGCUAGCUCAGCAGCAUCACAGAUCUAGUAUAUAAUGCUGAUUGGAGCAUGACAAAUUCCAAAACACGGCUAGACAGAGUCUCUCAUGGGGCUCCGCAUGAGAAACAUUUUCAGCAUGCAGAUUUGCAUUACAACUGUGGGGCGGGGACGUUUUUCAAGACGAUAAGGCGGUCUCGAACAUCAUAUGGAAGCGUCAGGUUUGAAAUCGUCAAAGUUGAAAUAAUUUGUAAUGCAUAAAAUGCAUGACCCGCGGCGCGUGUGUUGCAGAGCAGGCAAGUGAGGCCGAUUGUAAGCCUGUUUGGGGCUACAGCUCGAGCUGCUAAAGUAGCAUGAGAAAAUCGGUCGUCUUUGCCUAAACAGCAUGACAAACUGGAUUUAGUAAGGCUGCGCAGCCCACUAGCAGCAGACCAGUUUCAAACGGAUUUUUUUUUUGCCCUAAAAUUUUACAAAAUUUCAAAAAUUCGCGUCGCGACAAGACGAUCCUGGACGAGGUCGGAGAUCAAGCAAGCACCGGGGGGACUUCGCAGUGGAUGAACGGGCGUAAUACUCCAAGCGCAUUUAUGUCGCAGUCCUGCUUGGUAGAUGCGAUCUUUUGGUGUCGAUACGUUGAGGCGCUGAUGGGGUUCCCACUGUUCGGGUGUUCAAGCGUGGCAACACAAUAUCAGUGCUCAGGAUCUACGUUUUUUGUUUUAGCGCAUGAGAAUGCGAAACAACACGACGCCCAGAUUUGCAAUGGGUGUCUUGUCGAAAUGCCGUUUCGAAAUGCCUUUUCGGAAUGCCAUUUCGGAAUGCCUUUUCGGAAUGCCUUUUCGACAUGCCCUGUCGGAAUGGGUGGUUGGAAUGCCUUUUCGGAGUCGAUUUCUUUUAGAAUUCAUUUCGAAAUGGCAUUCCGGAGGAGUAUUUCCGAGACUGAUCAUCCCCGACCUGCCGCCACAGGAGAAAAUUUUCUAGAUUACAGAGCGCGGUGCCCGCAGCGUGCGGCAUCGGCGGCGCGACUCUUGGUCUGGUUUUUGGAACCGCGUGACCUGUAGUAGAUUCCGAAGCCCCUUCGGAGGUCGCUUUUUGUUUAUUUUGGAAUCAACACGAGAUCGGCAGCCAAAGCGCUUCGCAGGUCGCUUCUUUUUUCUAUUUUAAACCGACUCCCCGGACAGGGCUCGGCGAGAGAUGUGCACGCCACAUCUUGUUCCCGGACAUGCAGCGCAAGUCCGCUGUCGCAGUUGUGCAUCCUGGACACCGCCCCAAAGCCGCCUUCUCGAACCGGCGCACAGAAAUCAAAUUUUUUUAAAAUUUUCAGGGCAAAAUGUUUUUUCGUUCGAGCCCCGGUCUGCUGCUAGUGGGCUGCGCGCCCUUAGAUUUAGGGACCGCCGAAAUUUGUCAUGCGCCAAUUGGAAACUGGGUUCCAACUGGCAUCCAUUUUAUGCAUGACAAAUUAUUUCAACUUUGUCGAUUUCAACUCUGACACAUCCAUACAUCAGCUCCUCCGCUUUGAAUGAACUGAAACAAAUAUCGCAAGAAAAAACUGUUUCACUGUGAACUUGUGAUGCAGAAAAUGGAACACAGAACUAUUUGUCUUGCUACACCUGCAAGGCAUUGGAUUUUCAGGCGUGUUUUCCCUUGGGAAGCGCGCAUGACAAAUUUUCAGAGUCAUGUGUAACAAACUUGUGAUGCAGAUCUUGCAAAAUCACCACAGUGAAACAGUUUUUUUGUGGGAUAACAGAUGGGCCAACAUAUCAUUUGUAAAAACAUCCCCACCCCAGAGUUGUGAUGCAGAUUUGCAAUGACAGGAACAUUUGUAAUGUGCAUCCCGAUGAGAGGCGUUUCUAUUCGUGUUUUGGAAUUUGUAAUGCUGUAUUAACCAGGAUAAGCAGACGGAUUUGUGAUCCACGUUUGUCCUUGCUAACCUGCACUACACUACGGGCUGCAACUUCUGAUGCGUGAGUCCCAAAACUUCUAGGUUUGUGUUGCAAAAUCCCCAGGCUGACUCUGGACGUUUUUACACGGGAUACAACACGCGCCCAUGGGGAUCCAAAUCGCGUGUCGUGGACUCGUGAUCUUGUUGAAGCACGUGGAGGGGGACGUGACUUGGGACGCGGCGCGCAAGGAAAUGAAGGACGUGCGCCUGAUCGCUAAUGUCACCGCAUUUGAUUCAAAAUCGAUCACGGACGGAUCCCGUGCGUUCGCGGAGAAGCUAACCAAAUCCUCCGACUGGGACACGCAAAAAAUUGCCCGGGCGAGCAAAGCGGCGGGACCCUUAGGUAUUUGGGUCGAGGCGCAGCUGAAGUACUCGGGCAUUUUGCAGAACAUCGGGCCGUUACUACCAAAAGGAAAAAUUCCUCCUCCCCAUAUCGAAAAGGAAAUCUGUGAUGCUGGAUUUGUGUACACAAAUCAGAUUUGUCUUGCAGUGGAGCACUGUGCGCAGAUCGCAAGCCUAGGUAGGGGCCCUUUAUUGCUGUAGGCGCCUAGCAUGGUACACGGCUGCCCUGUAGUCCUUACAGCAUUACAAUUCGUCGGCAGAACGUGGCGGACCGCGUGCACUUGGCUCCCUGCAAGACGGGCGCGCUUUGUGGUCACAGAUCCGCAUCACAAACUUUCAGUGGGAUGCGCUUUCAAUAUGGGGAGGCGCAGGUGGGGUUUUUCCUUGCAAUAAUUACGAAAGGAGCUAGCGGAUUUGGAGCUGGAAGCGGAGCAGUCGCAGAAAAACAUCGACGAAAAUCAGAAGGUUGUGGAGUCGCUGGAGCAAAAACUGAACGCGUAUAAGCAGGAAUACGCGCAACUAGUCGCGGCAGUCGAGAAACUGAAACAGCAGAUGGAAUCCGUCGUGCAGAACGCCAGUCGGGCGGAAAAAUUGAUCACCGAUUUAUCUGGGGAGAAGCAGCGGUGGUCCGAGUCCACCGCGGAAUUCGACCAACAAUUGCUAAAUCUGCACGGAGACACCUUACUUUCAGGCGGUUUCCUCGCGUACAUCGGAUUUUUCGACAUGUACGCGAGGAACUUGGUGCUGAAAAAGUGGGAAAGUUUCUUAGCGGAGGAGCGGGGCAUAAAAUUCUCCAAAUCUUUGUCGAUCACGGACUAUCUGGCCACCACCGCAGACCGCUUCAACUGGGUGUCGAAUGGGCUACCCGAUGAUGAGCUCUGUGUGGAAAACGCGGUGAUAAUUUACAAUUAUCAAAGGUACCCGCUGAUCUUAGACCCAAGUGGCCAAGCCCUGCAGUGGCUGAAACAGGAGUACAGCAAAAAGGACAUCCACGUAACCAGCUUCUUGGAUCCGAAGUUCUACAAGAUUCUGGAAUCGGGCGUGCGGUUCGGGACGCCGAUCUUGUUGACCGACGUGGAGAAACUUGAUCCGGUUUUGAACGGAAUUUUGAACAAGGAAACGCACAAGAAGGGGGGGAGAACCAUGAUCACCAUGGGGGACCAGGAGGUGGAUUUCUCGCCCAGUUUUGAGAUUUUCUUGUCGACACGGGACGCGGGCGCGGUGUUUACCCCGGAUUUGUGCUCGAGGGUGUCCUAUUCUGAGUAAAAACAUCCCCACCCCAGAGUUCUUGUCAUGCAAAUCUGCAUGCCAAAAAAGUGUCUCAUGCGAAGCCACAUGAAAAGUUUUUUCUAGUCGUGGUUUGGGAUUUGUGAUGCUAGAAAUAGCAUGAUAUGCUAGAUCUGUGAUGCUUCUGAACUAGCCAAACAGGAUUACACUACGAGGACAGAGGACUUGUCAUGCGAAACAACCAAAGCUGCCUGAUUUGUCUAGCAGAUUUUCCAUCUUGGCACUGGUACUAUGGGGACGCUUUUACUCAGGAUAUGUCCUUCUGCAACUUCACGAUCACACCAGCCAGCUUACAAUCGCAAACGCUAAACAUGGUGCUCCGGCAAGAACGGCCCGACGUGGACCAGCAGCGGCACGAGGCGCUGGUGCUCCAGGGAGAAUUCAAAGUGAAGAUGCGCGCGAUGGAAGACGGGCUGUUAGCCGCCCUAGCGAACGUGGAGGGGUCGAUUUUGGAAGAUCAAAAUGUGAUCACCACGAUGGAGAAGAUAAAAGCAGAGUCGGCCGAGCUGAAGGAACAGUUCACGAAGAUUGACGAAACGAUGGAGAAGGUGAGCAGAACUUCAGCUGAGUACACCAGUUUAGCGAUUGCCGCAACAAGAGCCUACUUUUCUCUCGAAUCUCUAGGCAGUAUCAACUUCCUGUACCAAUACUCACUGGACUUCUUUUUCGAGAUUUUCCGGGUCAGCAUCACGGACCCUGCGAUCGCGAAACUCGGCAAGGACUUUCAGAGAAGGCGGAAUUUCAUCGAAAACUUGUUUUUUCGCACCCUCUACACUUACAUCUGUCCCGGAAUGUUGGCGGGAGAUAGACUGGCCUUAGCGCUGCGGUUGGGGCAGGUACUGAAGUACAUAAUCAAAUAGUUGCAUCUGAGUUGUAAAGUUACCCAAUAAUUCUUCGAGUAUUUAUUAUUCACAUUUUCGGUGCAAUUUUUGCGGGCGUAGUACUAAAGCCUAAAAAAACUCUGUUGCCCGAGCCUCUUUCUCGUCUUUUGCCCGAAUCAUUGUGUUUAGCACAGCUAUUCUGGCGUAGGGACCUUUUCCUUUCCCGUAUCUUCUUAAUCGCGCGGAUAGCAUAACUGGAAAUGCACCCGGCCGAACUCUCCAGAGGUUCUGAGGCGAAAGUCUACCUCCGGGAUCGAUCCAUCACGGGGCUGGUGCGCCAGCUGGGAUAACGUUGAGUACUAAGGGUGCCUUCGGGAAGUAGCCCCGCCUGGCACCAAAGGGGCUUGGGAACCUCAGGGAGUAGGUGGAAACUCACCAACCUAGCGGAAGGCAACCGCUCUCGACCUAGGCGAGCGGCUGGGGGACACAGGUUCGAAUCCUGUAACGCGCAACUAUUUUUUGCAUCCGUUUUUUGUCUGGCGCCGCGCGCAUGACUGAGAGAAUCAUUGCAGUCGUCGGCACACCGGCUGCACUUGCCCAGAGGCAGGGCCAGUGAUGUAAAGAGCGUGAAAAAACGCGGCUGUGUGCGAAACACGGCUGCGGCGCACCAGGGAAGCGCACCCUUGACCAGAAAAUGCGCUCCCAGCCUCGGGAAGACACCGCUGCCAUCAAACUCUGCCUGCUAGUAAGGAGGUUCCCGAGUGAGUCACUGAAACAGCAGACGGCAGGCCCGUGGUCCGCCAACGGUCGAAUCCUGGGAACAACACCCGCACCCCCGCAAAGGGACUUUUGUAUAGCGUACAGUGGAGCUCCUGGUGAAAGUAGAAUUAGUGGCGACCGGACGAGACGCGCAUGAAAAUAAAACAGCGCAAUGCUGCUUCCGGCUCUCGCAUGACAAAGUUCCGGCAUAAGAUUAGAACACAAAAUCAGGUCCGCGCGGACAUGGACGGUCUUGAGCUCGAGAAGCAUAUGGCGUUCUCAAAUGUUACAUUCUCAACUGUUACAUGAUUUGCAAUGCAAAAUCACAAUGAGAAUCGACACGAUCAAGCUGCUUCGCAUGACAAAUUCUCGAAGAGCCAAACAGGCUGAGAAUCUUUGCCAGAUCUGUCAUGCAAGACGCGCAAGGUGACCCCUUUCACUUUCGCCAUUCUUGCAUCACAAAUCCAUGUAGCAGUUGAGAAUGUAACAGUUGAGAACGCCAUAAAGCAGGCGGUGAACUUGCUCAUGAAGGGCGGUUUGAUCACCAACCUCCCCAAAGACGCAGAGCGGGCGCGGCGGAAGGCCAUGGGCAGCAUCAACUACCUGAGUAACGCACAGUUGAAAGCCAUGGAGAGCUUGUUUCUCUUGCCCGGCUUCUACGGCCUGCCCGACCACAUGAUCAGUAACGCGAGCGCGUGGCAGCAAUUUCUCCAGUCCUCCGGCGAUACCAACAGCGCAGCUCCGGGUGGGCAGCAAAUAAACCCGCCGUCCGGCUGGUUUUCGCCGCCGCAAGGGACGAUGAAUUCUUCGCAGGAUUCGGCGGACUUGAACGAGAAGCUGUACAACUGCUUGCUCGUGAAAGCUAUCAAAUGCAAAAGUGUCUGGGUCUGGAACAAGAAUGCAACUUGUCAUGCUAAAUCUGAAUCAUGCAAAAAUCUGUGUUGCAUGAUUACCAAAAGCUCCUGUCCACUUUUGACCUAAUCGAAAGGCAGUUUCUCAUGGAGGAUAGGCAUGAUAGAACUCUCACCAAAUCUGUCAUGCUAUGUCCUACAUACCAGACCGCAUGGGUCAUGGAAAACCUGCAUGACAAGUCUGGCACUCUUCCAGACCCAGACACUUUUGCAUUUGAUAAAAGCACUGGCAAACGACAGACUCCCGGCCAUGUUGACGAAUCUGACGAACGACAUCAUGGGCAAGGAGUUCCUCUUCAUCCCACCGUUCGAUUUGGAGAAGCAGAUGGAACUUUAUCCAAAAAAAACACCUAUCCGCAUCUUCCAAUUUGUCAUGCAAGACAUGCAUCAAGGAAGUCCACUCCCACUGUUUGUCAUACAAAAAAUAGAUCAUGGGGAUCGAUGGUGGAUUUUUUUCUCAGGAUAAACUCCAGCAGAAGGGUGGAACAAAUCGUCCGAUGAUGAUGGUUUCGCAGCCCGGCUUCGAUCCGAGCUCGCAGAUCGUGAACUUGGCGACCUUGAAAAAAACCAAAAUCGUCUCGAUGGCCAUGGGGAGUCGCGAGGGGUUUGACCUGGCGGACAAAAUGAUAGCGACGGGCGCGAAGAUGGGGCAGUGGGUGAUCUUGAAAAAUGUGCAUUUGGCCAUCGACUGGCUGAAGAAUCUGGAGAAGCGGAUCGGCACAAUAGCGGCGUCCGCGAACGAGAAUUACCGGCUGUUCCUUUGCAUGGAAUUUAAUCCGAAGCUUCCAGCGAACUUGAUGCGGCAAUCGAGGGUCUACGUGUUUGAGCCCCCCGCUGGGCUGAAGGCAUCUUUGCAACGAUCCUUCGCGGGACCACUCGUCUCUGCGAAUUGCGACAAUCCCCCGGUGGAGCGGUGUAGAUUGCAUUUCAACUUGGCGAUACUGCACGCGAUCGUGCUGGAAAGAGUCCGAUACUCCCCCAUCGGGUGGACAAAACGAUACGAGUUUUCCGAUGCGGACUUCACCUGCGGUCUGACGAUUGUGGACACCUGGAUCAAGAGAGCGUGCGGCGGCUCCAGUACUACAGCUUCUUUUCCGACCAACUUGGACCCGAAUUCGAUCCCCUGGGCGGCGCUGCAGCACAUUAUAGUGCAGGUGGUUUACGGGGGUAGAAUAGAUAACGACUUCGACAAGGAACUUCUGAAAACUUUCGUGGAGCAACUGUUCAACGCCGACGUCUAUCGCAGAGGGUCACUUUUAAACCGGGACGAGAAAGUCCCCUUGAAAUCCCCGGAAAACGCGCGGAAACUCAACGACUACGAAAAGUGGGUCGAAAUGUUGGAUGCGAAAGGGUCGCCGGCCUGGCUGGGGCUGUCCGCGCAGGCUGAGAAGAUGCUGCGAAGCCUAGCGGGCAUGAACACUUUGUCCAAUUGGUUGAAUUUGCAAUCUGUGGAGGACAGCAGCAGUACUGCGGCGCAGGAUGAUUUGGAUAAGAAGGAGGAUAUGACAGCGAAUAAAUCGGCGGCGGGUCAAGACCGGAAAAAAGUCUCCGGUAUGAGCAACUGGCUGACAGAUCUGACCACGAAACUGGACUCCAUCUCCUCCGGCCUGCCCCAGCCGGACGCGCUGGAGCACAUAAACACAGCCGCUUUCGACGAAUCGGACCCGAUGUGGCGGUGCUUCCACCGGGAGAUCGCGGUGGCCCAGCAGCUGCUUGCGAGAAUACAUGCGGACUUAUCGUCCCUGAAAGAAGUGUGCGACGGAAACGCGCGCAUGACGAACGAGUUGCGGGCGAUCGCGCUGCAACUAAACUUGGAUUUAUGGAAGCGUCCGGUUUGAAAUCGUCAAAGUUGAAAAAUUUGUGAUGCAUAAAAUCGAUACCAGUUGUUAGAAGCCCAAUUUCUAAGCGGUGCAUGACAAAUUUCGGCACCGUCAAAAUCCAGUUUGUCAUGCUGUUUAGCGAAAGAGGGCAUCCUUUGUCAUGCCACUUUAGCAGCUCUAUCCCAACCUCGAAACAGGCUCACAAUCGGCCUCACUUGCAAUCCCUGCAAGACAGCCUUUUCGUGCCUUGCAUUUUGUGCAUCACAGAUUAUUUCAACUUUAUUGAUUUCAAUCCUGACACUUCCAUAGGAUUUACCACCGGAUUACUGGCUGAAGGCGUACCCGAUCGUCCAGACACUGAGCAGCAUUGAGUGGGUGUUCGAUUUCAAUCAUAGGUACAGAUAAUAUCAAGCACGGCUUUUCCUUUUCCCGUGCUACUGUGUAGGGUCUCGUUUAUUUCUUUGCAUGGAAAACUUUGUACGUAGGUACGAUUCACUUUCACAUCGCGACUUCGCAUGACAAACUGAAAUCACAGGGUCCAGCAGCUUGUGAAGCUGACGACGGGUAACAAUGGAUCCUUCAUCAACAUCUCCCUCGCGGUCGGCCUUCUCAUGUUCCCGGAGGCGUUUCUGACCGCAACGCGGCAUAUGGAUUGCAAAUAUGUCUGGGUCUGGAAGUUUGUCAUGCGCAUUUUGCAUCGCCGGCGAUGUCUGUGAUGCAUGCCCUAGCAUCACAGAUAUUGCGACGGCUUUCUGAUGCCCAUGCUGCAUGAGAAAUGCGAUGCCCCCUCCGCAUAGGAGGAAUGCGAAACUUUUGCUCUUCCUGCAAUACAGAUUUUUUCGGAAUCCAAAUGCAGCAUCACAAGUUGUAUUCUUCCAGACCCAGACAUAUUUGCAAUGCAUACGGCAGGCCGUGGCGCAGAAGAACAAGUGGAGCCUAGAGGAGCUCAAGCCGGUAUAAAAGCCUCAGGUUGGAAAUCCUCAAAGUGGAAAUAGUUUGUAAUGCAGAAAAGCACUCCAGUCGAAGCGCCACUUCUAGGCUGCGCAUGAAAAAUUUCCCGGGCACUCAAAGCAUGUCUGUCAUGCUGGUUAACGCAAAGGGGUGCCCUUCUCUCGUGCUAAUCAGCACUCCAAUUCUUAACCCGUAGAAGGACAAUAGUCGGCCUCCAUUGCGUCCUGUGCAAUACAUUCUAUUUUGCGUCGCAUUUCAUGCAUCACAAAUUAUUUACACGCUGAGGAUUUCCAUUCUGAGGCUUUCAUAGCCGGUUGUUAAAAUCUUCACGGAUUCCGAGCAAAGCUUCACCGCUUCCAAUAUGACAGUGCACAACUCCCCCUGCCCCUCACUUGUAUGGCAUGAACAGCAAUACAAACACCAGCACAGAUGGAGCCUGUGCAUGACAAAUUUGUGUUCCUAAUGUAGUACUAUUUGUUCUACUUCCGGAAUUAUUUGUCAUGCAAACAGUGCCACAAGGCAGCGCCUGGAUUUGGGAUUUUGCAUGACAAAUGAGGGGGAGGGGGAGUUGUGCCCUGUCAUAUCCAAACCCUCCAGUGCCGACACCGGCUGGCUUCUCACUGGUUGCACGUUGGAGGGCGCCACGGUCAACAAGCGGGCAAAGUGCUUGGAAAUCUGCGACGAGCUGUCCUGCGAAAUGCCGCCGUUACUGCUGAAGUGGGUCCUGCAGAGUGAGCAGACGAAAGGGGCUGCAUUGGGAAGUGGCGUAGCUCUUCAACAAGCGGGGUUCUGGCAGGUGCCUGUAUACCUCAACAGCACGCGCACGCAGUUGGUGACAAGCUCGUUUAAGCUGAAGGGCCUCGGAGAAGAGGCGGUCUGGAGGCAGCGGGGGACGGCGAUCAUCUUCUGGACAAAGUAGAAGCUGCGCCUUUGCGAGGAUUUAAUUUUUUUUCAAUCACAUAUUUGGCGUCUGUACUUUUUUUUGGUAUUCGUAAAAUUGAAAUCUUGUUCAUCAGUAAGUACUAGCUCAACUUGUAUUUUUUUGGAACAGAGUGGUGCCCCCCUUCUUCGAGUAGCCCCUAUGUUUUCACACUGGGAAAGCGAAUAAGUAGUUUUUUUUUCAAAAAUGUAGAGCUAGAUAUUUUUUAGAUUUCUAGUAUAUGCAUAUUCAUUUGAUUAAAUGACAAAAGAGCGCUAGAACCACACGAGAGAAGAGACGAUCUUCAAAAGGAUUCCGCGUAUCCACCUAAAACAAACAAACAAACAAUGAAUAGCGAUAGGUAGCAUUGUUCCUUUCAAUUUGAUGACAAGCGACUUAUCAAUCACAACCGAAUUUUCUUUUGCUUCAAGACAAAAAUGAAUCACAAAUCAUAAUUGAAAUUGCUUCACUAAGUAGCGCUAGAAUCGUGAGAAGAAGACAAAACCUUCAACCGGAUGCCACAAGUCCAAUGAUACAAACAAACAAGCAAUAAGUAAUUCUUCACCGAGUUUGUUUAAAUUUUGGUUUAGCUAGGGUACGUCAUUCUCUGUGCUCUGUUACUUUUUUCUUUUCCUGGGAACAAGAGAAUGCAUGUUCAUGUGAUACCAGGAAGUAGUUGUGCGAAUAACUAAGAAUCUAACCGCUCUCGCCAGCAAAGUCUGGGCUCUAUGUACCAUUUUUUCUGUCCUUGUUGCAUCAAAGUCUGGCGUCUUUCGAAGCAAAGACCACGAGAUGAAAUGAUGCAAUUCAUUAGCGGACGAGAAUGAUUCAUCUGACAGUUACCAACUGCUCUGGUGUUGGUUUGUUUCCGUCGUGCCCAGUUGCUUUUUUGGCGCACGCCCGAGUCAUGAGCUCGAAGCGAGACUGAGACCUGUGCGUUCGUCCGACUUCGCUCGUCCUACCGGACUAGAAGUACGAAGAUGAGAUAACGGCUUUAAAAAUGUGGUUUGGAACACUUUCAGAUCGCGCCAAGCUUCAGAUCGCACCAAGAUGUAAUAGAGCUUAA